Molecule: messenger RNA, 1060 nt
Organism: Aspergillus heteromorphus CBS 117.55
Lineage: Eukaryota; Fungi; Ascomycota; Eurotiomycetes; Eurotiales; Aspergillaceae
Product: NifU family protein
Exons: 3
Coding region: 60-1055 (331 amino acids)
Biological process (GO): iron-sulfur cluster assembly
Cellular component (GO): mitochondrion
Molecular function (GO): iron ion binding; iron-sulfur cluster binding
Source: RefSeq, a predicted model, not a curated record
ACCCCGAACGCUUUCUCCUCCCCAGGAACACUCAUCUACCCUCUCAUCCCAUCUACACCAUGUCUGUCAGCGCAUCUUCCGGAAACAUGCUCAGGCGCACUCUCUUCAGCGUCAGAUUGACGACGCAGCAACUGAGCGCCGCCGAGUGCUCAUCCCGGGUCGCCAGGCCCGCGACCUUGGGGUCAUACAGAUACGUCCACCGUUCGGCACGAUUGCCUGCGAUCACAGCCUCCGAGGCUCGUCGCCGGCCCACCGUGAAGCCCCAUCAACACUCCCUCGUCCAGGCCCGUGUGAACGGCCCCUCGCCGUCCAGCAAGCGGACGAUAUUCAUCCAGACCGAGAACACCCCGAACCCGGAUGCCCUGAAAUUUAUUCCCAACCACCGUAUCCUCCCCGAGAACUUCCCCUCCACCUUCCUCGAGUACCUGUCUCCCCGCUCCACCCUCGCUCCUCCGCACCCGUCCCCGUUGGCCGCCAACCUCCUCAACGUCGAGGGCGUCACCUCGGUCUUCUACGGCCCCGACUUUAUCACCGUGACCAAGGCCACCGACUCAAACUGGGCCCACAUCAAGCCCGAAGUCUUCAGUCUGAUCACCCAGACCGUCACCUCCGGCGAGCCGAUCGUCAACACCGUCGCUAAGACGGGUGGCGAGGCCGGGCAGGAGGGCGGCGAGUCGGAGUCCCUCAGCUUCGACGAGGAGGAGGACGAGGUUAUCGGCAUGAUUAAAGAGCUGCUGGACACGAGGAUCCGGCCCGCAAUCCAGGAGGACGGUGGCGACAUCGAGUUCCGCGGCUUCGAGAACGGUAUCGUGCUGCUGAAGCUGCGCGGCGCUUGCCGCACUUGCGAUUCGAGUACCGUCACGCUCCGCAAUGGUAUCGAGUCGAUGCUUAUGCAUUACAUCGAAGAAGUCCAGGGAGUCGAGCAGGUACUCGACCAGGAAGAGGAGAUCUCAAUGCACGAGUUCGCCAAGUUCGAGGAGAAGCUGCGGAAGCAGAAGGGCCCUGAUGCCACGGCCUCGACGGGUGGCAAGGGCACUUUGGAUUCGGCGCCUUGAGCGAG